CACAGCAGUAGGUAAGUCGGAGUAACCGCCGGCUAACCUGCCGGCAGUAUAUUCUUCUACGGUAAGGGUUUCUAUGAUUCGAUACACUGUUCGAAGUGCCUGGUUUCAUAUCCAUUUGUGGACGACAGGCUAGAACCCAAGCCGCCGGGCGAGAUACUGUUGGUUGAGAUACUGUCGCAUGCGAUCCAUUGAUUGAGCCUCUAGAGCUACUGCGCUUACCGCUAACAGGGUUGAACAGGACACUGGCUGACGACCGUUCACAUCUUCGGAUAAGAUGGAUAUAUGCGCAAGAUCAGGCAAUCGUAGAUGCAGCCUGGUCACAUUGUUCAGGUCUCUUGGUCGAAGGUACGCAUAAUUCUGAUAUUCUUUGCUGUCCGCAUCUUAAUAUUCAGUUUCGCUGUCCGUUCUUUCCGAUAUUUGCAUGUCUUUUGAGUAAAAGAAAGAUAAAUACAGCUGGUCUGUUGUCAUGUCGCAAAAGCCUCUCCCAACUGUUCCAUUCCAAGACAACGAGAAGACGAAUCUUGCCGCGAUAUCGGCUUACUAUAAACCGCACUUGCAAUCACGGACCGAAGUACAACGACCCUCCAACAUAUUGCACUGGAAUAACCAAAAACAAUCUGCUGCCCCUAAGGCUGCGAUACCAUUACGAAUAGAGCGGACGAGAAAAUCUUCACCGAGAACAAAACAUCAGCAGUCCAACGAUUACACAGAGACUUCGAAAGUUCGAUUUCUUCCUUCCGCUUCUAAUCCACCAAAAUUUGCAACUUGUGUGCGAGUGGCAAAACCAAGAAGCCUACUUUUCGACUACCCUAUAAAUCAUGGCUUUGAUGCAAGAUUUACGCGUCGGCAGUCUAACGAGCACUUGGGGCUUGCUAUCACCCAUAUAGAUACCAGCACGCAAAGAGCUGGAACACCAUCUCAAGAACAAACAAGAGGAAGCACGUCGCAACCAUUCCCCCCGAGCUAUGGUUCUCCGCCGAGUUCCACAGAUAAACUAUCAAAGCCCUAUCUGGGACCUCGACUGGCUCCCUUGGACCCUAAACUGCGAAGGAAGCUACCGACGCUAGUGCAACUAUCGGAAUCCAAGCCAACCACCGAGACAAAGGCAGCAUGGAGGUUGGUUCCAUCGACAAACCGGCCCGAGAAGCCCAAGAAGAGUUGGAACCUCAUCUUCACACGGUGGGUGACCGAGUGGUGGCUUUGGGAAAUCCUAUGUUUGUGUGCCAGUGCAUUUUGUAUGGGAGCCAUCAUCACCACAUUAGCGUGCUACGACGGGGAACCUAUACCUGAGUUCAAAUUUGGGAUCACAUUGAACGCCUUUAUUUCAGUCCUUGCUAGGAUUUCUUCCGCCUCUCUUCUUUUCCCAACAUCAGAAGCACUCGGCCAGUUGAAAUGGAAUUGGUUUCGGAGUGAUUUGAAAAGAAUGAUCGAUUUCGAAAUGUUUGAUUGGGCGAGUAGAGGAAUGUUGGGCUCUUUGGCUCUUCUCAUACGAGUCAGAUUCAGAUCAUUAGCAUCAUUAGGUGCUGGCUUGAUGCUUUUGUCACUCGCUAUUGAGCCUUCAUUUCAACAAAUCGUUGUUUACCCGGAAGUGCCUGUCCGCAAAGGCCAAGGACUUCUCCCUCGCAGUGUUAACUACCUUCCAAAACCCGACAGACUCACCUUCAGAUCUGGUGGCGAUGGCCUCAGCUCCAACGUCCUAAUGGAAUCGGUCGUCAUGCCUUAUCUGGAAGGAAAUGGCACCGCAGGGGACAUCCGCCCGUCUUGUCCCACCAAUAAUUGCACCUGGGCGAAUUACGAUUCACUCGCUGUAUGCGGUUCCUGUAAGCCAGUGUCGGAGUUUCUGACAUUUUCAUGCUUACCUUCCCGGCUCGAUUGGAUCACGAUCCAUGGGGUAUUGUCCCCAGAGACGGUUCGGAACGGCACAGCUUGCGGAUAUUUCAUGAAUGCCACCUCACUAAAUCCGAUACUGAUGUCCGGAUACAUGCUAAAUCCCGACGGCUCUCCUGGGCUCAGCCUAGGUAUGCGUAUGCUGCCUACAUGGGACAUGACUACUCUGCAUACUUUAUACGGGGGCUCACUCAUGUUUCCCACGAUCCAAAACGCCAUUGCCGACUUCUUCAUUACCAAUGUACCAGGCGAUCCUGCUAACGUAUAUGCGAACAUCACUCCAGUGGCUAAUGAGUGUAUACUCAGUUGGUGCGUCAAGACGUUUUCAUCGACCUACAUUGAUGGGCGUUAUGAAGAGCGUGUCGUGGAUAUAUUUUACAAUUCGACACCCCGCGAAUUUCCGUACAAACCAUUCAAGAACGACACUGUGUUGGAUUAUAUCCAGGAUAUUGACAUUCGCCCGCCCGGUCGAAACAUCACGUUUUCAUUAAAUAACGAGACAGCUUACAUCACAAACAAACUUUUCUGGAUGCAUCUGCCUGGCAUUAUUGUCGCUCGGAAUUCCACCUCAAAUUAUCGGUGGCUUAGAAACCUCUUUAGUUCCAUGCCGUUCAAUCGAUCGAUGCCAAUUAACCCUUGGCACUCCUACAACGUUUCCGAUCAUGUGGAUAAGCUUGCCCAGGCAAUGACGGCUGUCGUACGAUUGGAUCCCGACAGUUCUGAAACGAUUGCUGGGGAAUCUUGGGGAAACGAGACAAUAGUCGAAAUCAGAUGGGCUUGGGUCACGCCUCCUGCACUGUUGCUCAUGUCUGGUCUCCUCUUCUUAAUCGCAACAGUGAUCCGGAGUUCUAAAGAGGAGGCAGAAAUUGGUAUUUGGAAAACAUCUGCACUGGCGAUUCUCCUUCAUGGCCUUGACGAAGAAGCUCGAAAUAAAAUGGGCUCUUCUUGGAAAAUGGGCGAUGCAUUUGCGAAAGCUGCUAAGACAAAUGUAAAGCUGCGACCGAAUAAGGAGGACUGGAGACUGUCAGGGAAGGAACUUGACAGCAACACAACGAUGCUGCUCAGAUCCCCGAAUCCAGGGUUCUCAUCCUCUCGUCCUGAGAUUCAUCCAAAUUUCGGAAUAAAGGUUACUGAGGAGAGGUAGAAAGUCGCUACCCACUUUCUUUUCCAAAUGUUGAAGGGAUGUUACGACAAAGGAGGUGACGAUUGAUUGGCUAAGCCAAGAUCCGUCCCUGAAAGCGACCAAGUCUCAGAACCCGUCAUUUAAGACCUGUGAACCAAUUUCCUCUGCCUCUGUAUCCUUGUCUUGAUUGGUU
Eremomyces bilateralis CBS 781.70 is the source of this 3203-nucleotide messenger RNA. RefSeq lists its product as uncharacterized. Lineage: Eukaryota; Fungi; Ascomycota; Dothideomycetes; Eremomycetales; Eremomycetaceae. The coding region runs from base 467 to 3031 and encodes 854 amino acids. The record is from RefSeq and is a predicted model, not a curated record. The transcript has 2 exons.